This is a messenger RNA of Cucurbitaria berberidis CBS 394.84, 2573 nucleotides long. RefSeq names its product SGNH hydrolase. Gene Ontology annotation, biological process: triglyceride catabolic process. The transcript has 5 exons. Lineage: Eukaryota; Fungi; Ascomycota; Dothideomycetes; Pleosporales; Cucurbitariaceae. Gene Ontology annotation, molecular function: triacylglycerol lipase activity. Bases 20 to 2473 code for a protein of 817 amino acids. The record is from RefSeq and is a predicted model, not a curated record.
GGAGACCCCAGUUCAUAUAAUGGUAUAUAUGAACUGCGGUGACAGCCGACCUUUGAGCAAUAUCAUCUCGUGGUUCUCCUCCCAUCGUCUCAAUAUGGCAAUGAGCAGUGGUUUAGCAUUAUUCUCUAUCUUGAGCCUUGGCUUCGCGAUUCCUUUUUAUGAUUUCCUCCCAGUCGGCACUACUUACAAUCCAUCCCUUGAUGUUCGCGCAACGGACGGUGCAGCUGCGGACCCGUCCGAUUUGUCGUACGUGAAAUCGUGGGCAGCGCUGGGCGACUCUUAUGCUGCUGGAAUCGGAUCGGGCAAGCCACUUGGCGAUAUUUUCCAUCGGGACCCAUGGUUUUGCUCUCGUUGGGACCAAUCGUAUCCUUAUUUGAUGCACCAAAGCGAAGAGCUCAAUGGCAAAGACUUCAAAUACCAUGCCUGUUCAGGAUGGACCUCGACACAAAUCAGAGAGAAACAAGUACCAAAGCUGAAUGACAAGUCACAGCAGAUCAUCACACUAUCAUCUGGUGGUAACGACGUCUAUCUCAGCGAUCUUCUCAAUGCUUGCGUGUACCAAAUCACCCCAGGUGCGGCGUUGUCGGAUAACUGCAAAUCCACCAUGGACAAAACCUCAGAGGCCAUCGACAAGGAGCUCUUUAAGUGGCUUGAUGAUUUGUACACCGCGCUCAAGGCUAAGCUCACGGAUGAUGGGAAGAUCUACGUCACUGGCUACGCCCAGUUUUGGAAUAGUAAUACGGAUCAGUGUGAUGACGUUACUUGGAAGAUGUGGGACUUCCCCGGGGUGCAUCUCGUCAAGCUCACCAAAGCGAAUCGCAAACGCAUGAAUGAGCUUGCUGUUAGGGUGAACAACAAGAUCAAAGAAGUCAUUGAGAAGAACCAUUCUGAUAAAAUCAUUUUUGUCGACAUUGAUCCAUAUGUCAUCAUCCUUGGAGGCCGGUUUUGUGAAGCCGGUAUCAAAGAACCAGACAUCGAUCGGCCAGGUCUGCUCUUCUACAACCGCGGUACAGUCGAUGUUGAAAACAGCGCCGAAGAUCCCUGGAGCAGAACAGAGCUCAAAAGAGGCCCAGAUGAGAUGCCCAAGCAGUCAUUCGAGGGCUCCAUCGCCAUAAAGUUUGAGGAAGCUUUGCGACAACAUCCUGAUUGGAAACUAGUAGCCGAUUUCUCCAAAGCCUCGGUGGCCGUGCCGCGCAAUAACACUGCUGAUGAACUGAAGACUGCAGAUAUCGCAGACACCAUAUCGUCACUCUUGCCGGACACUUUCAAACGCAUAUUUCAUCCUCGCCCCUUUUUGCAUAACCUCAUGGCUCAACUCAUCCUCUGGCACAUUAAGAACGAAAGAGCCGAGCUCCUGGGCUUUGGUCGCAUGCGACAAAGAGCCAGCCCUAUAAAACCUGAGAAUGCAAGUUGCAAUCAGAAGUCGCCUCAUGACCGCCCUCGGGAUCUCGUGUGUAAAGAGACAGACUGGCGAGUGCCCAAGGAGAAAACAGACGAUGGCUCGACCAGCGUGAUGGAUGCGAUUAAGCAAUUCUGCAAGAAUCGAAACGGCGAAACGGCGGAGAAGGGCACUGAUCAUGAGCACAUCUACGAUCGCUGGGACAUUUCUGGCUGGGGAGUUACUAAGAGACAAUCGUUGUGGCUGCGUGCGUCAUCUGGCCCAUUCUCGCAAUGUCCAAAGGGCCAGCUCGUGGAAAAAGAUUGUGUAGCCGUUCUGACUGGCGGCCUUAACGACUGCGACAAGGGCUCUAACUACACGUUUGGGUACAGAGCCCAGGGAGAGAACUGCAUGGAAUAUGCCAUUGAAACAAGUCCAAGUGUGCACGAAGGCGAUCCACCAUGGGCAGAACAUGUCAAGAAGUACCCCCCGCCAGAAACACUCAUGGCCGACAUGUACAUUGCUUCGAAGCAGCACCAAGUCGACUGCUACAAAGCCCGUGGACUUACAUGGAAUUGGAACGACGCGAAUGCAGCAAUUGACGAAUACUGCAACAACAACUUGAAGAAUGGAGGGCAUAGCAAACCGUUUUUGGUCAAGAAGGGGACUCUGACACUCAGUGCUAGUGUGGACUUCGAUUUGGCCGGAGGAAGUCCAUAUAAGGAUAAGGCUUGGUGCACAGGCUUCGACUUUAACCACAAGAACUCGGACGAUUGCAGAUACGCGUUUCGAAAGAUCCUAGGAACUCGCAUGGAAGACCACUACGAGUGUUCAACGCACUAUCGUUGUGUGCAAUACAGUGUUCGCACUUGGCAAGAUUCAGAUCGAAAGGCUAUUCUACGGUUGCUUGAGGGAAUCGAAGAUAAUCCGCACUUUAGUAUUAGCGGGAAGGCCGACGUGCGCGUAGCUGGUUGGAAUGCAACAAGCGGUUGGAAUUCAACGACCCCUUCGGCAUGGCAAGUUGGAGAUCCAAGGCUUAUGGAACUCCCUACUUCUCAGCUGUCGAAUUCAUCGGUGUUUGUAACCACUUUGUAGAUAGCGGGGGAGGUUUUAUAGUACGAUACACGUAUUCGGAGUUAGUUUGUACCUUGUAGAUCUAGUGAUUGUUAAUGAAGAAUACCUCUGACUAGUGGAU